AUGUUCACGACAGCAGCUCAACUUCUUGAUCUAACGGACAAGAAGCUUAUGGUGGCUCUACGUGAUGGACGGAAGUUGAUUGGUAUACUGCGAAGUUGGGACCAAUUCGCAAACUUGGUUCUCCAGUCUACAGUCGAGCGGAUAUUUGUCCCGCCUGGAGCUAAUCCGCCUAUGGGAUCUGGCGAGUCACAGAAGCGUGGACUUUACGCAGACAUCCCUCGAGGAAUGUUCCUGGUCAGAGGCGAGAAUGUCCUUCUGUUAGGAGAGAUUGAUCUGGACAGGGAUGAUGACCCGCCUCCGGGCUACGACAAGGCUGAUGCCGAGCUAGUCGAGUCUCUAGCAAAACAGAAAAAGGCAGAAGAUAAAAUCAAGGAAAAGUCGCGACUAAGAAAGCUGAGCACACUCGGUUUUGAAGGGGAGAACAUGGGUGAGAUAAUGCUAUGA
Molecule: messenger RNA, 444 nt
Organism: Phaeoacremonium minimum UCRPA7
Lineage: Eukaryota; Fungi; Ascomycota; Sordariomycetes; Togniniales; Togniniaceae
Product: putative lsm domain-containing protein
Exons: 3
Coding region: 1-444 (147 amino acids)
Biological process (GO): deadenylation-dependent decapping of nuclear-transcribed mRNA
Cellular component (GO): P-body; Lsm1-7-Pat1 complex
Molecular function (GO): RNA cap binding
Source: RefSeq, a predicted model, not a curated record